AUGGAUUCCGCAGCGAAAGCACGAUUCGACCUCAUCAGUGAGAACCUCGCCGAGGCACUGAACCCUGAGAUCAUUGAAGCCAUUUUGGCAGAGGGCCGUAACCCUCGAAUCUAUUGGGGGACCGCAACGACCGGCCGACCGCACACAGGCUACUUCGUCGGCGCGCUGAAAAUCGCCCAAUUGCUUGCGGCUGGAUGUGAUGUUAUUGUCCUGCUGGCUGAUAUUCACGGAUUCUUGGAUAACCUCAAAGCGCCGCUCGAGCUUGUUGAGAACCGUGCCAAAUACUAUCAAAAUGUAAUUACAGCGAUCCUCGAGUCUGUCGGCGUAUCUACAGAGAAGCUAGAGAUUAUUCUCGGCAGUUCCUACCAAAAAUCUCCUGACUAUGUGAUGGAUGUCUACCGUUUAUCGUCGUUGAUUUCGGAGCAUGACGCGAAAAAGGCUGGUGCGGAGGUUGUCAAGCAGAGCGGUAACGCUCCUUUGAGUGGACUUUUGUACCCGGUACUCCAGGUUCUGGAUGAAGAGCACUUGAAAGUCGACUGCCAGCUAGGAGGUGUUGAUCAACGCAAGCUUUUUGUGGCCGCCACAGAAUGGCUACCUAAGCUCGGAUACCGAAAGCGUGCGCACCUUAUUACGCCCCUUAUUGGUGGGCUUUCAGGGGGCAAGAUGAGCUCUAGUGUCCAAGAUAGUAAAAUUGAUCUUCUAGACCCACCUGAGAGCAUUUCGAAGAAGAUUAGGAAAGCUGAAGCAGCGCCUCGGGUCAUCGAAGACAAUGGAAUUAUUGGACUAGUGGAGUUUGUUCUGCUACCUGCUGCUGGUCUCAGGGGCCGCAAAGAAUUCAUAGUUGAGCGGAGGGACGCGGAGCCUUUAGUAUAUACCGACAUUAAGCAGCUCCAGGAAGAUUACAAAAACGACAUCUUAACGCCACAACUCCUCAAGCCCGCCGUCGCAGCUGGACUUAUCAGUCUGAUGGCACCUAUACAGGCGGCCUACCAAGCCUCCCCUGAGUGGCAGGAAAUCACUUUGAAAGCCUACCCACCUCCUGUUGUCGAGAAGAAACAGAAGAAGGUCAAGGACAGGGGCACUCGCUUCCCAGGUGCCAUCGCCGCUCAAGACCAAACAAAAGACACAACCCCCAAGGACCAAUAG
This is a messenger RNA of Talaromyces atroroseus, 1146 nucleotides long. Its product is annotated as Tyrosine--tRNA ligase, cytoplasmic. Gene Ontology annotation, molecular function: tyrosine-tRNA ligase activity; ATP binding. Gene Ontology annotation, biological process: tyrosyl-tRNA aminoacylation. The record is from RefSeq and is a predicted model, not a curated record. The transcript is spliced from 6 exons. NCBI's taxonomy places the organism in Eukaryota, Fungi, Ascomycota, Eurotiomycetes, Eurotiales, Trichocomaceae. The coding region runs from base 1 to 1146 and encodes 381 amino acids.